Aspergillus fumigatus Af293 is the source of this 657-nucleotide messenger RNA. RefSeq lists its product as uncharacterized. Bases 1 to 657 code for a protein of 218 amino acids. Lineage: Eukaryota; Fungi; Ascomycota; Eurotiomycetes; Eurotiales; Aspergillaceae. The record is from RefSeq and is a predicted model, not a curated record. The transcript has a single exon.
AUGAAAAUUGGCGAAUUCCAAAAUGCAAUUGGCGUCUCGUCGCGUUCCUACCUGGACUUCAUGGGCCAGCACGGCCGCGACAAGGGCUCUGGAUCAUCGACAUAUAUCAAUGCGGCGCGUUUUUUUAAGAAACGCGAAUUACAAGGCAUCAAGCCACUCCGGAAGAAGAGGGCAGCCAAGGAAUCGCAGAAAAAUGUGGCCGAAAAGUACGAUGUGUCUAGUAUUCAUCUUGACGGAGAGUCGGACCAGAGCGUCCCCGUCUGGGACACUUGUGAUGUUGUCCGCAAAAAGAUCAAUGCGCACCUUCGUGACCCAGAUGUGACCAAAGCUCAGUUCCUGCGCGAUAUUGCGAAAGCUGCGUAUCCGGGUACAGACAAGAAACUCAAUGCCAAUGUGCUCAAUGACUUUCUCUCCAAGAGUGGCGCCAAUGCAGGUAACACAAGCAGCGUCUUCUACGCCGCGUACGUAUUCUUCGAAAAGUUAAGAAUUAGAGAUAACAAGCCAAAAACCAAAUUUCGAGAAGAAAUGGAAGCUGUUUGGCGGCAUAAGGGUGGCUUUGAUUGUGUGACACCAUCCCAUCACGGGGUCUGGGUUACCAAAGGAGAAAGGCCAUACGUUGACAAAUAUGGCAUGCUGAAGAUUGAACGAGUUCGAUAG